Messenger RNA from Perca fluviatilis (European perch), 1588 nucleotides. Its product is annotated as carcinoembryonic antigen-related cell adhesion molecule 1. NCBI's taxonomy places the organism in Eukaryota, Metazoa, Chordata, Actinopteri, Perciformes, Percidae. Bases 469 to 1404 code for a protein of 311 amino acids. The record is from RefSeq and is a predicted model, not a curated record. Gene Ontology annotation, biological process: positive regulation of natural killer cell mediated cytotoxicity; immune response-activating cell surface receptor signaling pathway. The transcript has 7 exons.
GUUGUGUGAUGAACUACCAGAUGAUGUAUCCCUCUGUCUCUUCAUACUGUAGGUGUCUCAUCAGACACACUUGUUGUCACCCAGACUCCUGAUGUCUCUGUCAUGGAGGGGGGGGCAGUCAACAUCACCUGCUGCUGAACACGCCAGUUUGAAAGAGUAAAUUGGCUGGAGAAUCAUAAAAAUAAGACUUCAAUAAUUCAGACUGAAAUUUUCAUCUGGACGAAUCCCUCUCAAGGAUCUCUUCAAAAGGAAACAUCUAACUGCUCACACUUGAUCUUUACGAAUGUCACAAGAGAGGAUUCUGGGAGAUACAUCUGCGAGGUGUCUGUGGAGAUACCACUUUUAAUUGUGGUUUCUGGAAAAGGCACGGUCAUCACAGUUAGAGAUAAGACCUCCACAAAGGACAACGCAGCAGAAGGUGUCUCAUCAGACACACUUGUUGUCACCCAGACUCCUGAUGUCUCUGUCAUGGAGGGGGGGGCAGUCAACAUCACCUGCUGCUGGACACGCCAGUUUGGACGAGUGGGAGUACAAUGGCUGAAUCAUAUAACUGUGACUUCAAUAAUUCAGACUGAAAUUUUCAUCUGGACGAAUCCCUCUCAAGGUUCUCUUCAAAAAGAAACAUCUAACUGCUCACACUUGAUCUUUACGAAUGUCACAAGAGAGGAUUCUGGGAGAUACAUCUGCAAGGUGUCUGUGGAGAUACCACUUUUAAUUGUGGUUUCUGGAAAAGGCACAUUCAUCACAGUUAGAGAUAAGACCUCCACAAAGGACAACGCAGCAGAAGGUGUCUCAUCAGACACACUUGUUGUCACCCAGACUCCUGAUGUCUCUGUCAUGGAGGGGGGGGCAGUCAACAUCACCUGCUGCUGGACACGCCAGUUUGGACGAGUGGGAGUACAAUGGCUGAAUCAUAUAACUGUGACUUCAAUAAUUCAGACGAAUUCCUCUCAAGGAUCUCUGCAAAAAGAAACAUCUAACUGCUCACACUUGAUCUUUACGAAUGUCACAAGAGAGGAUUCUGGGAGAUACAUCUGCAAGGUGUCUCUGGAGAUACCACUUUUAAUUGUGGUUUCUGGAAAUGGCACGGUCAUCACAGUUAGCGAUAAGACCUCCACAAAGGACAGCGCAGCAGAAGGUGGUCUACCGCUCCCGGUGCUCAUUUCCCUGGCUGUGGUGGCUCCGCUGCUCCUCAUCACUCUUGCAUGUUUCUGCACUCUGCGUAGGAUACAAGGUUCACAAGCAGCCAGGGUGAUCUACGAGGUUCCCCACAUUGACUCGGAGGAGGUAGAAAUGGACAAACACAGCACGGGCUCCUCCAGAGGUUCUUCUCAGUGGUGUCAGGUACCAGUGUAUGAAUCCUUCGAUUACUUUGAACGUGUCCAGACCAAAGAAAGCGGAUGAGGAUCUAUUUGCUGAGGGGCAUUUUCUUCAUCUUCCAGUAUUUUCUGUCUUCACUUUUCAGCCUGAAUAUAUAUGUAUAUACACAGUAAUGUAUCCAUUUGCCUUUCCCUGACUUAUGUAAAUGAUUCCAGAUGAGUGUAAAUAUUUUAUAUUUUUCUACAAACUCUAUAAAGUCUUAUCCGUC